GACAGACGCUAGGCGAGUACAAUGCCGUCGACCUGGAUAUCUUAUUGGAGAGAUGGUGUACCCAGGAGAAUAGGGAGUAUGCGGCGAAAAUGAAGAGCUUGCGAGCAUUAAAUGAUUCACCACAUUGCACCGGAUCAAUGAGCUAUGCCAGGUUGACACAUGAGGAGGCCGAACGUUUGGGCCAUCAACCUACUCGUGCACAAAAUUAUGUCAAGUCACACACGAAGAAGGGCGGUGGAUAUCCGAAUGAUAUUGUGAAGGAGAGAUGUGAAAAGAUGAAUGAGCUUAUACCCACCGACCCUGCAGCAUCGUCUAGCAUCACAGAGGGAACGGUCAGGUGGGCGCCAAACGACGCAUUCGCCCAGGCAAUGGGAAAUAAGCCUGAGUAUGCCGGUAGGGUAAUGGACAUCGUCGAGAGGAUGCUAUGGAUGUCAAUGAUCGAUAGUCUGGUUGAGAAUUUGAGGCUAUUCACUGUUGUGUAUAAGUUGAUGUAA
Messenger RNA from Corylus avellana, 494 nucleotides. The record is from RefSeq and is a predicted model, not a curated record. Lineage: Eukaryota; Viridiplantae; Streptophyta; Magnoliopsida; Fagales; Betulaceae.